AUGGCUAUUUCAUCUAUUUCAACUGCAUCUUCCUUUUUUACUUCCCCUAAUUUCUCCAUCAAUUUAAAGUCAUCGGCAAAAUCGAGUUCAAACUCUGUCAGGUUCGGAAGAGCUCCGAUUUCAGCUUCUUACGCCACUGCUGAGAAAACAGAGACAAUUAGAUCGUUCUGUAAUAAUACUCCUUCUUCACUGUACGAGGUGCUCGGAGUUCGAAUCGGAGCUGAUACACGGGAGGUGAAAGCGGCGUACAGGAGAUUAGCGAGAGUUUUGCAUCCGGAUGUCGGGAGUAGUGACUCGUCGGCAGAUGAGUUCAUGAAAGUGCACUCAGCUUAUGCUACACUUGCAGAUCCGGUGAAACGAGCGGAUUACGAUCGGACUCUGGUUCAGAGGCGGGCGGGGGGUUCUUCUCCGGUGAGAUUUUCCGGUGGUUACCAGAGUCGGAGAUGGGAGACUGACCAAUGUUGGUAG
Messenger RNA from Lactuca virosa, 468 nucleotides. NCBI's taxonomy places the organism in Eukaryota, Viridiplantae, Streptophyta, Magnoliopsida, Asterales, Asteraceae. The record is from the annotation of a GenBank genome assembly.